AUGGAUGUUAACAAUAAGAAAAAAAGCAUUUACUACUACAAGGAUCGAAGCCAAAGCAGCUUCAGUGGUAGAAGUUCCCAAGAGAGCAUUUCAAGUUUGGGGGACUAUUUAAGUAAUAAUGCAAGUAAUAAUGGAGGCAAAUUAAAUUUCAUGAAAAACUAUUUUUGGUUUUUUCAAAGUAAUAAUAAUUCGAAAAAAAAUUCUCAUGAUUCCAUUUUUUAUGAAAUAAAAAGUUCCGAUGGAAAUAAAGCUAGCAAUCAUCAGUUAGAUGCAGACAGCGAACAUGUAAUGCAAAACCCGGAUGGGAGUUGUAACAGUUUUGGGCAUUUAAAUGGAGACUCACUCGGGAAAACAAAUGAAAAUACCAAAGGGAUGUCCUCCAGGAAGUCCUUCUAUUCCAUUUACGAUUACACGGACGAGAGUGACUACAACACGUUGAAGGAGAACGAGCCAGAUUACUUGUUCCACCAGCAGAAGACCUUCGAACCGGUCGCUAAUGGCAGGUACGCCAAGAGGGAGUGUGCGCGGAAUUACAUGCAUAUAUACGACACGGACAGUUCGCGCAGCAACAACAGUAGUGAGGGGAGCAGCGGAGAUGACACGAGCGGGGAUGGAAAAACCCAAGCCGGAGGACAGAACACACUCCCUACGAAAACAGAACGAGGCCAAGCCAAACAGGGGCCCCUAAAGCGAUAUAAGAAAAGAGAAGAACGGACACCCCACAAUAAAAUGGAAGACCUAGUAAACAGCUACAAAAUAAAAAAAGGAAAAACAAAAAUACAAUACGUUGGAAUAUCAGCCAUCCUGAAAAAAUAUAUAUACAUUACAAAGAACGAGAAAAUGUUAUUUUUUAAAAAAAAAUUAAAUAAAAAGAAAAUCCUUCUAAGGAGCAAAAUUAAGAAAAGGUACAACCCCUGUAGGACAUUUUACUAUUUACAGAGGGAGCAAAAAAAUGCAAUUGGGGGGAAGAAAAGAAAAAUUAACAUGUGCCAUUUUUUCAGAUACUUAUACUAUUGUAUGUUGAAGAAGAAGCUGCAGACUUUUUACAGGACGAGAAAAUUGAAAAAGCUAAUGAAGUAUGUGUCCAGUCAGGGUUGGAGACGAUCUUACGUGAGUCAGUUUGGGAGGGGCACUUCCAACGAUGCGCUAAAGGGUGCAAGUUUAGAGGAGAAUCGCGUAAACAACGAUGCAGCCGCAAAUGUGAGCGCAGAGGAAAACAGUUAUAACCCCUUUACGACGGCCCCUUCCCAUAGCGACACCAACAAGGCGGAAGGAUUUGUGUCUGUUCGCAGCUGCCCCAAGAGCCCCCGCCUGGAUGGGCAAAGUUCGUCUAUACACGAACUGAGCAGUGAGAGGAUUACUACAAACACGGAAGAGAAGCAAUUGGAAUACAAAAAGAAAGACACAGAAUAUGUAGAGGAGGAGAGCUACUUCGAUGUGUGCAUAGACAACCCUCUGGAAAACAAAACAGGGGAUUACAAAAUGGAAGGGGAAGCAAAUGACUACAACGUAGUAAUGAAGCAAAACCAUACCAGUGACCAUCCUAAGAAUGACAUAAAAAACAUGCCAACGUACGACUGCUAUAAAAAUGGGGAGGAAGAAUUUUCCAUCUGUACCAACUGCAAAGAUGUAUACAUCGAUUAUGUGAAAAAUCAAAAAGUGGAAAAGAGAAGAAAUAAUCAAGUCCUGUCGGAGGAUAUAAUAAACUUAAAGGAAAUUGUCCUAUCGAAGAAGGAAGAGCACAUUCCCGACGUUCAGUCGGAGGAGGUGAACGACGUGAAUAAUUUUGAAAAAUGCCAAAACAGCUACAGUGAUGUUGGAGAAAGUCCAUGCAGCAGUGAUUGCCAACAGGAGAGCUUCAAAAUGGACUCCAGUAUAAACAGGGAGGUACACUCUCCAGGUGGGAUGAACCCAUCUGGUGAUAGCCAAUAUAUCGGUAGCGAAAUAGUUGGAGGCACUUCCAGUGAGAGUAUUGAAGAGGCAAGUUUUCGUUCCAGUGGGGGGGAGUGCGCUGGAAAGACAAGCAAUGAUGCAAUAGAUGAGAUUAUUGAAAGUUCCUCUGGGUUCAACGAGGAGGGAAGUAGUGUGAACAGGAUAGAAAGUAAAGAAAUGAGCAAUAAGUCCAGCGGGGAGGAAGAUUUUAUUAAGGUUAAGGGAAGUAGUGAAAGUUGCAUUGAUUUGUACAAGGGAGACGACGCAAGCGAAAGCAACAGGAGCAGAAAUAUUUCCCUGAGCAGCAGCAGUAAGGGAAGCUACGACGUCAGCUUAGGGUACAUCGAAUCUUCCUUUAUGGAGGAAAUCCACGGAGGGAAAAAGGAUCACACGGAAAGUAGCCAAGAAGGUAGGAAGGAAGACAUAAACGGAGCUAGCCACGAAAAUUGUAGCAGCGCCUCCAAUUAUAGCCUAAGCAUAUGCCAAAUUGAAUCACAGACAAACAGCCAAAAUGACACAGGGAAGGAUGGACCAAGUGAUGCUUCAGUCAGUGCAGAAGAGUGCAACCAACGUGAAGAAAAGGAAUGCCAGUCGGGCAAUGCAAUUAACAGGGAAAGUUUUAUUGGCACGAUAAAUUGGGGGACAGCGGAGAAUGUGCACUUGGGAAGUCACCUCCACGUGGAAAAGGAGUUGCAAAAUGGGGGAAGCGGUUCCCUGGAAAAGCAGGAAGAAGACGACGACAACGAUGACGAAGACGAGGAGGAUGAAGAUGACUCCUCUGAGGAAGACGAGGAAGAAGAAAGUGAAAAUGACGAACAUGGAGAAGAUGAGGAGGAAGAAAAAGAAGAAAAGGAUGAAAUAGAGAAGGAAGGCGAAAAGGAAGACGAAGGAAUCAAAGUGAAGGAAAAGGAAGUGGACGAAGAUCAAAGUGCUGAGGAUGAGGAAGAGGAAGUGGAAAGUGGAGUAGAAGAAGAAGAGUCGGAAGAAGAAAGUGAUGAUGAAUCAGAAGAGGAGGAUGAGGUGGAUGAAGAAGUGAUGGAUACAUCAUCUGAAAAGGAGGAAGAGUUGGAGGAAUUGAAGCAGUACUCCGACGAUGAUGAUGAGGACGAAGAGGAGGAAAUAGAAGAAAUAGAAGUAGAAGAGGAAGAAGAAAUAGAAGAAAAAGAGGAAGGAAUCAAAGUGGAAGAAAAGGAAGAAUAUGAAGAAGACGAAGAAGUUGUAGAGAACGAAGGGAUCGAAGAAGACAAUGAGAAGGAAGACAAGGAGGAAGAAGAGGAAGAUGGAAGCGAUGCGGAAGAAGAUGAAAUUGAAGAAGACGAGAGUCAAGACGAUAUCGAAGAAGUAGAUGUAGAAACCGAGGAGGAAGUAGAAGUGGAGGAUCAAGUAGAUGUAGGACCCAAAGAAACCACUAAAGUAGAACCAUGCGAUAGGCGAAAAGUUGUUAACUCCGAGGAGGAAAUUGAAAACACUAUGGAAAUGGAAAUAAGAAAAAGCAUAGAAGAGAUAUUCAAGACGGUUAUGGACAAUGACAUUCUCACGGGGGGUUCGGAGAAUAAAAAGUUCGAUGCGUUCUGGGAUGAGGAGGAAAAACAGGGGGGAACAAUAGGGGAGGAGGAGUUGGCUGAUGAGGUGGGUGGAAAGUCAGAUAACCAGCAGGGGGAAGCGGAAAAUGAGGAAGAUGCAGAAUCGAGUGAAACGGCAAAUGAUGAACCUGAUCAGGAGGAAAUUGGCCAAUUGGAAGAGGUCGUACAGAGGGAACCGGAGUACGCGGAAAGCGAAGCAGUAGAUGACAACUGCAACGAGGAGGUAGGUGACGUGGUAGAUGAGGUGGAAGUGGAAGAGACAGUAACGGACGACGUAGUAGUAGACGACCACCCACCACAGGAGGAACUACCUGAGGAACGCGCCGAAAAAGUGCUACUGAGAAAAAAUGCCUUUUCCUUCAACACGUACAAGAACAGCAAACUCGGACACGGGUUCAGCAUGGAAUCACUUAGCAACUUCUUCCGCUCGUUUGAGAGCGUGAAUAGUGAAUACACGGACACGAGCAGAGAGUGGGAAGAAACGGAGAAAGGAUACCAACAGCUGAAAGGAAAACAAGAAGGGGCGCUAAAAGGAACCUCCAAAGAAGAGCAAAAUCCAACGAAUACACAAAGCAUACAAAACAAAUCAGACUCAGAAGCAGACUUCAAACUGAACGUGCAGACGUCGCUAGAAGUACACCAAUUGUAUUCACAUCUACAAAAACAUAUCCUGAGGAAUUUUAAAAAGGGUUGUCUGAAGAAAAUGGUAAAAAUGUUUAAGAAAAAGUACAAGAAAAUGGAAAGGGACAUUUCGGAAAACAUCAAAACCAUCGUGCAUAAAUUUAACAAUCUGGAUGAAGCCCUCGAGGGGGUAAUUCAGUCUGCCCCUAAGGUGAAGAGGUUACGAAGGAAGACUCCAAAGAAGGGCAGAAAGAAGAAUCCCCUAACGGAUGUUCACACCGAUGAACAUUGGGCACAAAGGGGCACAUGUGAUGGUGCGAAGGAAGGGACAGCGCUGUACGUUGAGGGUUCUGUCGGCGCUUCUCCCAACAGCUUCAUCGUCACGGAUAAAGGUGUUGAUAUUGGCAAGAUAAACAGGGAUAGGCACAUACUGCAUGCAGUUUUAAAUGAGAAAAAUCCAAUGGAAAGCUCAACAGGGAAACUGGUUAGGGGUGACGAAGCGCAGGUGGGAACCCCCAAACAGGACAUCCGUGGUAGUCAAGAUAGCUUGCGCCUAACACACUCGAAGGAGAAACAGGAGUAUCAGCAGACACAGCAACAUCUGCAACAAACUGUGCACGCUCCUCAGGGGAGUAAAGACAACUUCCUACCCCUCAAAAGUGGAGACGAAUCGUUCGAACGGGAAGACCAUCCCGGGUCCGCACAACGCGAAAAUAACCAACUGGAGCUGAACCUUUCGACCAGCAAUGGCCCCAUGGACCGGGCGCAAAAAUAUUUCCUGCAAAAAUUAAAAUGCGAAAAAAUAUGUCUAGUAACGAACAAAUUGGGAAACAAGAGCCAAUUAUUUAACCGGAUAAACAACAUGACAAAAAAGUGCAUUGCAGACGUCUUCCUCCAGAGGAUGAACAGCAUACGCACCGGUCAAACAGUUUGGGAUGCAACCACAGGGGAAAAGAAAAUACGCAUAGGAAGGAGUCCCCUCAGUGAGGUCAAAUUAGGUGGUAACCACACCAUGCUGCUUCUUCACGAGGAUAAAAAUAAGAAAACCGCACAGCAGUCAGAUAAGGAAAAGGAGAACAGCCCAAAUGAUUAUUCACUUGAGAGGUAUGAACCUAGACCAAACGGGAAGGACCACACACUAAUACUAAUAAAUAAAAACUCCAAGGAGAUGCAUCCCUUUAACAAUUGCAGCGGAAUGAAAAUAGACUCAUCUCAGCAGAAGCUGAAACGGAUGGCCCUCCUAAACUACGUGAAGCACAAGUUAAGCAAAUCGAAGAGGAGUGAAAAAGGUUUGAAUGCCAAACAGGUGAUGAAAUAUUACCGCCCAUGUGCAGGCGCGGUAACACAUGUGUGUUUUCCAGCAGGGCACCCUAAUAAGAGCAGCAUCAUUACCCAUGGAGGAAUUAGCAACGCAUGCAAUGUUAAUCGUGUUUAUUGUCUCCAGCACGAGGACGCCUACCAGAAGAUGGUGGCUUAUAAAAAACAAGCAGAUGGAGAAUUCGUCCAAUUAUAUUUCCCCCAAUCUGCAUGUAGCAACGGGAGUAGGGUACAGAACAACCUGUGCAUUACGCCCAAUGCAAUUUUAAAAGGCAAUCAUAGCAACGGCCCCUAUAUAGUGAACCAGCAGAAUGGACAGCAGGUACACCCCCAGUGGGACUACCACUUGGCGUUUCUGCAGAACAAGUUCCAAUGUAAAGGUGUAAGUGGGGAAUUGCCUAACGGGAAGGUCAAGAUGUGCGUCAAUAAAAAUAACCUCACGAUUAAUAAGUAUAGGAGGUGCAAUCGGAGGGACAAGUUUGGCACAUGCAGGGAGAACCAUGUACUACCUGAGGGGAACAUCAUGGGGGAGACCAACAGUGGGGCUGCUAACCACCACGUAGGGAAGAUACAUCCGGACACACUUUCUUCCGAGGUGAAAGACGCACACACAGGGGCGAAGCUUCAUUGUGGCAAUAGCCAAAGGGCAAACAAUUUAAAGACCGGUACAGACGCGGCAAUUUUCCUCGGCUACGCUGAUGCGAAGCACCAAAUGGGUGACAGCACAGGUGGGGCAAAUCGUGAGGUCCUCAUGGAUUAUAAGAAUAGUUCUUUAGGAGGGAAGGGUGAGAGGAGCUCAAGUCAGGAAAGUCAGAUACGCCGAUUACUCCAAGCGGGCAAGACGACCAAAUCUGGUAUGCCAACCAGGCAGGUAUCUCUCCCUCCAGAGCACACCCUUCGCACCCUCCACACGUGGAACUUCCCCACGGGCAAAAUCGAUGGAACUACCAGCUUCUACACGCAUUCGCAGCUGUACAAAGACACGACGCUCAAAAGGAAGAACAAAAAAAACAACCUCUUCACCGUAAAUCACAACAUAGUGCAGACACCAGGCCCUUAUGAUGACCAGACAAAGCGAAAAAUAUGCUGCAACAUGGGCAAAGGAAUUUCCUCUACAAACACUUGGCAUACAGACGAAUCUGACUCGAAGAAUUGCAUUUUAAAAAACAUAUGUAAUGCAUAUGACUAUUUUAGAAACGCAAACGAUGUAAGGAUACACGAAAGGGGCGCCACAAAGAACGCAAUUAACCUAAACAAUGCGCAUAAAUAUCACGUGAAGGUAAAGAAAAUUUGCUCCAGCCAGCGAAAUCAAGAAGAGCAUUUAUGGGAAGAUGAGGGCGGCUUUAAAAACGUCCUCUUUUGUAACGCGCAUGACACGAAUUUUAAAAAAAUGGCGCUUAAAAAUAGGAACAUUGAAAGCUUCCACAUUUGUUCCAUUAACUUCCCACAAGAGGACGAAUUCGCAAAUGUGAACUAUCCCCACCAGAUGGAAAACCUUUGCAUAUUCCGGGACUUCUGA
Messenger RNA from Plasmodium coatneyi, 6972 nucleotides. RefSeq lists its product as uncharacterized. The transcript has a single exon. Lineage: Eukaryota; Apicomplexa; Aconoidasida; Haemosporida; Plasmodiidae. The coding region runs from base 1 to 6972 and encodes 2323 amino acids. The record is from RefSeq and is a predicted model, not a curated record.